UGUCACACUGACAGCUCAAGAGGAAAGGAGAGCCGGUAAUCAGCAUUCCUCGAAGGGUACAUGUACACAGAUCAUCAGAGCACUGAUGAUCAGUCCCCAGCAAUGCCACCUGUCAGUGUCCAUCAGUGCCAGCUCACAGUGCUCAUCCAUGCCACCUGCCAGUGCCCAUCAGUGCCACAUUUCAGUGCCUACCAGUGCACAUCAAUGCCACGUAUCAGUGCCCAUCUGAGCUGCCUUCCAGUGUCACCAAUCAGUGCCAGCUAUCAGUGCUGCCAAUCAGUGCUACCUAUCAGUGCCGCCUAUCAG
Messenger RNA from Staurois parvus, 306 nucleotides. The record is from the annotation of a GenBank genome assembly. NCBI's taxonomy places the organism in Eukaryota, Metazoa, Chordata, Amphibia, Anura, Ranidae.